Molecule: messenger RNA, 1350 nt
Organism: Penicillium brevicompactum
Lineage: Eukaryota; Fungi; Ascomycota; Eurotiomycetes; Eurotiales; Aspergillaceae
Gene: hmgA
Product: putative homogentisate 1,2-dioxygenase (HmgA)
Exons: 4
Coding region: 1-1350 (449 amino acids)
Biological process (GO): L-phenylalanine catabolic process
Cellular component (GO): cytoplasm
Molecular function (GO): homogentisate 1,2-dioxygenase activity
Source: RefSeq, a predicted model, not a curated record
AUGCCAGUCACAAACUUCAAACACCCCGAUCCCUACAAAUACCAGACAGGCUUCGACUCGCACCACGAAAGUGAAGCAAUCGAAGGGGCCCUUCCAAUCGGUCAGAACUCUCCCCAGAAAGCUCCAUAUGGGCUGUAUACCGAGAAGCUCUCGGGCACUGCCUUCACCGCACCCCGCCGCGAGAACAAACAAACAUGGGUCUACCGCAUCUUACCAGCUGCAGCUCACGAGAAUUUCAUUGCUGAAGAUGUCGACUCAUAUCACACCAGCAUGACGACUGAGACGCAGAAGCUUCAUCACAUUCCGAACCAGCUGCGGUGGAAUCCGUUCGACCUUGACGAAAAGGUAGACUGGGUGCAUGGAUUACAUUUGAUCGCAGGAUCGGGUGACCCAACAUUGAAGCAAGGUCUAGGAAUCUUACUUUAUGCGGCUGGUAAGGAUAUGGGCAAAGAGGCCUUUUAUUCUGCGGACGGUGAUUUCUUGAUUGUCCCUCAGCACGGUGUGCUGGAUAUUCAAACCGAGCUCGGUCGCAUCAUUCUCCGACCGAAUGAGAUAUGUGUCAUUCCGCGUGGUGUGAGAUACCGAGUAACCCUCCCGGAUGGCCCUGUGCGGGGCUACAUCUGUGAACUAUACCAGGGUCACUAUGAGCUUCCCGAGCUAGGCCCCAUUGGCUCCAACUGCUUGGCCAAUUCGCGUGAUUUCCAAGCGCCCGUGGCGGAUUUCGACGACGAAGACGAAACCGAAUACAAGCUUUACAGCAAGUUCAACAACACCCUGUUCUCCGCCAAGCAGAAUCACACCCCGUUCGAUGUUGUCGCUUGGCAUGGAAACUACUAUCCUUACAAGUAUGAUCUGGGUCGAUUCAACACCAUUGGAUCUAUCUCGUUCGAUCAUCCCGAUCCCUCCAUCUUCACCGUGUUGACAGGUCCUUCGGACCAUGUUGGCACGGCUAUCGCUGAUUUCGUCAUCUUCCCACCACGUUGGCUGGUGGCCGAGGGAACCUUCCGGCCACCAUGGUACCACCGCAACACCAUGUCGGAGUUCAUGGGUCUGGUCGCUGGUGAUUAUGACGCGAAGGUUGGUGGUGGCUUCCGACCGGCGGGUGCCAGUCUGCAUAAUGUAAUGAGUGCACAUGGUCCAGACUCGGGUGCUUUCGAGGGUGCCAGCAAUGCAGAAUUGAAGCCGACCAAGGUGGGAGAUGGAAGCAUGGCUUUCAUGUUUGAAAGUUCUCUCAUGGUUGGUGUUUCAGAGUGGGGAUUGAAGCAGUGCCAGAAGGUACAGCCAGAGUAUAACGAGCACAGCUGGAAGCCUUUGAAGCGCCACUUUGUCAACCCUCUCAAGAAGACUUGA